AUGAGUUUAGAGAAUGCCAUUGUUUAAUGGCUUAACAAAUAUUAGUAGUUGAAUAUUUAGUCUUUUGAAAGUUUGGCUGAUGGAUGCGCAUUUAGUUAGUUGUUGAAUUUAGUUGAUCCUACAUUCUUUUCCUUGGCGAGUGCAAAAAACUUAAAGGUUGAUACAGAUGUUUAGAAGGUUCAAGGUCAUUUGAUUGAUAUGCUUUAAAAAGUUUAAUAGUAUCGAACCAAUAUUCAAUGCAAGCCACCUGAUUAUAUAGAAAUUGAUGUUUUCGAAAUCACUGUGAAUUAGAAUAGGCAAUAGAUUUUAGCAUUAUUUGAAUUGAUAAUGAAAGUCAUCCUGUCUUCAAAUAUGAGAGGAAAAUUUAUUGAGCCUAUUUUAAUGUUGGAGGAAAAAGAUUAAGAAACCUUAAUGCAUUUUCUUAAAAAUCACUUAGAUGAAUCAGAAGAAAAUCUAACCAACGAAUGGCAAGAGGAAAACUAUAUACAAAAUUUAGUCUAAAAAAUGGAUGAAAUUGAAUCUUACAAUACAGAACUUAAAAAAUAAUUAAAUGAAUCUGAAGAGAAAAAGAAAUCAUUGAAAAGUGCCUUAGAUGAUGCAUUAGUUUAAUUAGAAAAUAAAGAUAUGGAAAUCAGGGCAUUAACAGAAUCUAAAUGCCAUUUAGAAAAAUGUUUGGAGGAGAAGAUGGACUUUUAACAUGAGUACAAGGAAAGUGAGAAAAUUCAUUAAAAGUGUUUGGAACAAGAACAUAAACUGGCAUAAUACGAAUUAAUAAUUGAAGAUUUCAAGAGAAAAGAAACCUAAUUUAUUUAGCUUAAGGAAGAAUAUUAGUAAUACAAAUUUAAAUUGUAAGAGAAUGAAAAAUUAGAAUAAAAAAUUGAAAGCCUGCAAGAAAGAAGGGAGUUAGACAAAGAUGUAUAUUAAAAAGGAAAAGAAAGAUAUGAAAAAGAAAUAACUACUUUGAAAUAAAAUAUUAAGGAGUUAUUAUUAUAAUAAUCAGAGUUGAAAGAAGCCAAAUUAAAUUUAGAGUUAGAGUUACAAUAAAAGUAGGCUAGAUUCGAAAGAUCAUAAGAAUAAAUUAAAAAUUUGGAAACUGAAUAUGGAUAAAAAAUUCGAGAACUUUAAGAUUUAUUUGAGACCUUGCAUUAAGCUGAAGAAGAAAUGCCUAAAGUGGCUAGUAACACCAAUUAACAAUUGUCUUAAGAAAUGAAACUAUCUGCAAAUCUGAAAAACGAAAAUUUUGAAAGGGAGUAUUAUAUAAAGGAAAACCAUAAGUUGGAAGAAAAAAUAAAAGAAUUGUAAGCUAAACUCAAUGAAAAGGAAAUGGAAGAUGAAAGUAAGAAUUAGAAAAGCUUAUUUGAAUCCCAACUUUAAUAAUCAUAAUAAAUUUCAUUGUUAACAGAUAAGAUUAAGUAAUUUUAAGAGCAUAACCAACAAUUAAAAAAAUAGAAUGAAGAGUUGAAAAAGUAAACUUAAAAUAAAAAGGUCACUCAAAUUGAUUAUGAAAUUAGUGUGCUUUCUUUAUUGUCUGAAGCUUUAGCGAAAAAGGUGAAGGAGUAUAAAGGUUAAGAAAAAGAAUAAUGA
Paramecium tetraurelia is the source of this 1584-nucleotide messenger RNA. RefSeq lists its product as uncharacterized. The record is from RefSeq and is a predicted model, not a curated record. The transcript is spliced from 5 exons. Gene Ontology annotation, biological process: cytoskeleton-dependent intracellular transport. NCBI's taxonomy places the organism in Eukaryota, Ciliophora, Oligohymenophorea, Peniculida, Parameciidae.